AUGGAUGAAUUGUUUGACGACGAAGUUAUGUCCCAAAUUUUAGCACGAGUCCCUGCGGAACAAGUAACAUCGCUUAAGGUAAUGAACAAAAGAUGGAAUUCAUUAAUCUCUAGUGAUAUCUUCGUUCGGCGUUUUAAUAGUAUCAUUCGUCCUGUUUUUGGUUUAUUUCAUCAUUCGACAGGUUCAAAAAUUAUUAAAUUUUUCUCUUUUGAUGUUAACGGCAAAGAUAUACUAAGCUCUCGCAAUCUUUUUGUCACGGAUGGUACGGGUCUUACUGUUCUCGAACCGGAAAACCCUUACAGGGGGCCAAGCGUAGAUAUUGUAGCUUCUUCCGGUGGGCUUCUUUUAGUACGUUCAGGGAACAAAAUUUAUGUAUGUAACCCGUUAACCUUAAGUAGCAAACCUAUUAAACUUCCAUGGUUCUAUUCUGACGAUGAUAAACCUAGGUUUGGAUUAGUCAUUAACAGUAUUAAUGAUCCAAUCAGCCGGAGUUUAUCUAACUACAAAGUGAUUUGUGUCUAUGGCCAUGAAAAUAUUCUUGGUUUCACGAUUUUCUCACCUGAAACAAUGAAGUGGAGACUUUCGAAUUGGAAAUUUAAUUGCAGCGGUGAAGAGAUAUUUGAAAGGCUCGACUCCGUUUAUCAUCGAGGAGCUUUACAUUGGUUGAGUAGCACACAUAUACUUGCUUUUCAUGUAGAGGAAGAACGAAGCUGGAAAAUAGAAUUACCACCAAACAUGGUAAUAGGUUGUAUUGGAAACUGCCCAAAUACUUGGUUUGGAAUUGCUGAAGAGGCAGUUAAUAUAUUAUCAAUUUCUGACAAAGAAAUAAUCGUCUGGGUGCUUGAAGACUAUGAAAAUAGCGAGUGGCAGAUUAGGAGAAGGAUUAAAAAAACUUGGCGCAACUUUACUUCUGAUAGGAUUUCCAGUAUACCAACCUUCUACGACGGCGAACGAUUAGUGCUUGUAUUGCUGAAAAAAGUCGCGGGAAAUUAUCAGUACCAUGCACUAAUAAAAAAUAUUAGAUCAGGAGCCGAAAGGACCAAGCGCUUAGAAGAUUGGCUAGGUGCUCCUAGGAAAUAUAUUCCUUACGCGGGUACUCUAGCGAAGAUGUAA
This is a messenger RNA of Papaver somniferum (opium poppy), 1113 nucleotides long. RefSeq lists its product as uncharacterized. The transcript has a single exon. The coding region runs from base 1 to 1113 and encodes 370 amino acids. The record is from RefSeq and is a predicted model, not a curated record. Gene Ontology annotation, molecular function: protein binding. NCBI's taxonomy places the organism in Eukaryota, Viridiplantae, Streptophyta, Magnoliopsida, Ranunculales, Papaveraceae.